Messenger RNA from Meloidogyne enterolobii, 1076 nucleotides. Lineage: Eukaryota; Metazoa; Nematoda; Chromadorea; Rhabditida; Meloidogynidae. The record is from the annotation of a GenBank genome assembly.
AUGGACGCAGAUAUUGGUGUUAUUAAUCCAAAUCAUUCACUAGAAGAAUUUUUGGAAAGAAACGAAGAUUUCGAUUUAAUUUUUUAUGAAAGGAUUUUUAAUGGGGAAAUUAUGGCUGGAAGUUAUAUUUUAAAAAAUACUCAAUUUACUAGAGAAUUUCUUUAUUUUUGGGCUGAUUAUUAUUUUAAAGUGCCUAAAAGUUUUCAUGGAACAGAUAAUGGGGCAAUACAUUCAGUAUUUCUCGAUUUAUUUUGUGAUCAUUCUAAUGAAAAUUGUUCUGAAAAAAGACGGGUUUGUUCACAUCUCUGGAAUGUUUCUCUUGAUUUUGAUACUCUAUUACCUUUUACUUUGUGUGCCAAAUAUAUACUUGGAGCUAGAAAUGUAUUUACUAAUUCAAUUUCUGAAACAAAAUUAAAUAGUACAGGAAAGGUGCUUCUACUGACUGAUUUUAGGCAAUAUUGGGCAAGAGAUGGCUGGUUAACUGGAAAUUGCUGGUCAUCAAGGGAUUUUUUAAUUCAUGGAUGGCAGAGUCGUCGUUUAAAUCGACAAACUUUUGCCGGUUGGAAUUCACCAUUUUCUUCUGAAAAAGUUCAAAAUCAAAGAAAAAAUUGUUCUAACCCAAUGGCUGCUUUUAACGAAUGGCCAUAUAAAAAUACUUUUAUUUGGACAAAUGAACAAAUUGAAAAUGAGAUUGAAAGGAUAAUUAAAGAAAGGAAUAUUAAACAUAUGGGGAUUUUGAUGAACGAAGUUAUUAACAAAAAAUAUUGAAAAUUUUUUUGAUUUUUUUUCAAGUGACGGGUUAUAUAUCAACUUGAUAGAAUACUCUAGACAAUUUUUGCCCAAAAAUAAUUUAUAGUUGUUACAUUUUGAGUUAUGUUGUUGCUUAUAAAUAUCACCGCAUUCAUUUUAAUAGAAUGACAUCCAUCAUAUCCUCUCGCAUCACUUUUGAUAACCCGCUAUCCCUCCAAAUUCUGAAUUUCUUUUUUUCAUAAUACCUGAAAUUUGUAAUUCUAUUGGAUCUGUUUUAGGAGUCAUAUUAACAUCGAUCCUCACGAGGCCUCGACAUCGUGCCAUUC